Penicillium daleae is the source of this 2166-nucleotide messenger RNA. RefSeq lists its product as uncharacterized. NCBI's taxonomy places the organism in Eukaryota, Fungi, Ascomycota, Eurotiomycetes, Eurotiales, Aspergillaceae. The record is from RefSeq and is a predicted model, not a curated record. Gene Ontology annotation, molecular function: DNA-binding transcription factor activity, RNA polymerase II-specific; DNA binding; zinc ion binding. Gene Ontology annotation, biological process: regulation of DNA-templated transcription; DNA-templated transcription. Bases 1 to 2166 code for a protein of 721 amino acids. The transcript is spliced from 7 exons.
AUGAGCAAGCGCUCUUUCGAUGAGUCCAGGGGCAGCCAGCCAUCCGAGGCCGAGCACAAUGGCCUGCUGCCCCUUCAUGAGCUGCUUUCGCCCGACGAGCAGGAACACGACCCGACUCCACCCGCGGGUCAGUCCAAGAAGCCCCGGAAUUUCAUUGCCACGGUGGCGUGCGAGACGUGUCGCUUGAAGAAGACACGAUGCGACGAGUCCCGACCGAAGUGUGGGCUAUGCAAGUCCCUGGGCCUGGACUGUGUCUAUAAUGAACGAAAAUCAUCAAAACGCGAUCAAUCCCUGACGAUGAUCAUGAGUACUCUCCAUCGGCUGGAGACGAAGCUGGAGAAUAUCCCCUCGUCCAUUCUCAGUGAUCUUCAGUCGCUCGAGGGGCAACUGCGCCACGCAAAUGAUCGCUCGCAAGAAGUCCAUCCAUCGCCUGCUCAUCGCGAUGUGGGCCGGCAUCCAUCUAUCAGGCCCUCCACGGCGACUCCCGGCUUCACACCAGCCGCCCGGGACGGGGAUGACUUUGAUUGGGAGCAAAACCAGGCCACUCCCGACGCUUCGGGACGUAUCUCCAUUUCCUUCAGUCAACAUGGAGUCAUUCUAUGGCCGGGUGCACGCCAAAUCCUUCCUGACCAGUUACUCUCGGCAUACGAGCUACUGGGUAAGAACUACGUGAUCGAGCUGGAAUCGACGCGACCUCCCCUGCCCAUGUUCACAAGCCCGUUCCCGCUACACUCGGGGGAACACUGGCUGGAAGUGUUGCCAUUGGCCAUGAUCAAAGGCCUAGCUGAUGCUUUUUUUGCCGUGUUCAGCCCAUUUACCCCGAUCAUGGAUAAGACCUUCUUUUUCUCUUUUACCCUCGGCGCCGCCAUUGAGAGUGGCUUCGGAUACACCAUGGAAAGCUGUCUGGUACUGAACGUGAUGGCGCUUGGCUGUCUGGGAGUGCUUGCCUAUCAGGAGGGGAAUUACCCUCUACCGGGAAUGCAGAGCCAUCGCUUUGAGCCACCAGAAUGGAUGAACGUGGUAUACGAAGAACAGCCUGGCUUACGUUUCUUCAACGAAGCCCGUCGUCGUAUUGGCUUUUUGAUGUGUAACAAUGACAUCCAGAGUUGCCAAUUCUUUUUGCUUUCUUCUGUCUACUACAGCCAGAUCCCUCGUCCGAUGGAUGCUUGGGCGAUGAUUCAUCGUGCGGCAACUUGCUGCCUCUCCAUGUUGACCAACCACGAUGUAAGCUUCGAUGAAUGGGAAGGAGACAUGAAGUCCCGCGUGUACUGGAACUGCCUCAUGAACGAGACAAUCCUCGUCCAAGAACUACAUCUUCCUCCAAGCGGACUCUCCCGUCUGGAGGAGCAAGUCCCAAUCCCCAAAUUCAUCGCCUUCGAAACGACUGGCUAUACGUCAACCCGAUAUCCCUCGUCCACGCUCGUCGACGACUCAUACUUCCAGUAUCACUUCCUAGCACAAGUGGCACAUCGCAUUAUUCUAACUCGUAUCCGGCAUUCCCUCUACUUCUACUCCGACUCGGGCACAAUACCUCUCCCAGCAGUCAAUGCCGAACUUCACCACCAGCUUGAACAGUGGCGUAACAACCUCCCAUCGGCUAUCCAGUUCACCGAUGCACAACUCCAGCCAUGCUACUCUACCCCCGGACCAGGUGACAUUUCAUCAGUCCAUCUCUCGCCCGCCUCAGCGGCAUCGCCAAAUCACGUCAAUCCACACCCGGCAGAUCCAAAUCGCCCAUUAUCACCUGCAGUGGCAGUCACCGACGCCAUGCUUCGUGGGCGGUAUAUGAUCGCUAAGUUUCAUAUUGGCCGACCAUAUCUAUACAAAGCACUCCGCAUCCCGCACUUGUUGACAGAUGACGAUCUGGAGCAAAUCAAAAGUGGACUCCAGAAUGCGAUGGAUUGGCCCGUGACGCAGGGAAUCUUCAGAAAGAUGAAGAGCUGCAUUCCUAUCAAGUUUGCAUUUUGCUCGCAGUUCUUCGGACAGAUCCUCCUCUUCUAUUGCAUUGCUCAUUCGCCGAGUGCGCGGGUACGAGAAACGUUGCCUAGUGGCUGGGAACGUUGGAAUGAUGAGAUGAUGCGAUUUUUGGAAGAUUCUGCGCGGAAUAGUCCAGCAGUGGCACAGGAUUUGGAGCUGCUGCGCUCUUUAUGGCCCGGACAUGAGUGA